Beta vulgaris subsp. vulgaris (sugar beet) is the source of this 360-nucleotide messenger RNA. RefSeq lists its product as uncharacterized. The coding region runs from base 1 to 360 and encodes 119 amino acids. The transcript has a single exon. The record is from RefSeq and is a predicted model, not a curated record. NCBI's taxonomy places the organism in Eukaryota, Viridiplantae, Streptophyta, Magnoliopsida, Caryophyllales, Amaranthaceae.
AUGAAGAACCAGUUCAUAGAUGCCUAUGUGUGGAAUCAGUGGCUUGGUGGUCCAAAAGACUAUUCUAUCAAAGAGGGCUACAAGUGGUUGACUGGUGAUCAGGAAAAAGUGACAUUGUAUCAUUGGGUGUGGAACAAAGCAAAUAUUCCCAAGCGCUCUUUCAUCUCUUGGCUAGCUGCCUUGGGAAAACUCAGAAUUAAAGAUAAAUUAUAUCAAGCUGGAGUAAGUAAUACGAAAGCUUGUCCGUUCUGUACAAAUGGAGAGGAUUCUUGCAGCGACAAAUAUUUUAAAUGCCCUUACAACACGCAAGUUUUUCAGGAAUAUCAAGCAAUGGUUGCAGAUUCACCAUUAUCAGCAUGA